Eurytemora carolleeae is the source of this 1390-nucleotide messenger RNA. RefSeq lists its product as uncharacterized. The record is from RefSeq and is a predicted model, not a curated record. The transcript is spliced from 2 exons. The coding region runs from base 673 to 1218 and encodes 181 amino acids. Lineage: Eukaryota; Metazoa; Arthropoda; Copepoda; Calanoida; Temoridae. Gene Ontology annotation, molecular function: protein dimerization activity.
CUCUGUUUACGCUCCUGGUGGAGUCAAUAGGAAAUAUAUGUAAUUUCUCUUAGUUAAACUGAUAACGGUCAAUUUUUGUUUGUUUCAAUGGAAACCCCCGAAAUACCAGAAAAAAACUAUGCUUCAAAAGAAAGGAGUCCUCCUCUUUUUUUCAAUCAUAGUUUAAUAAAAUAUCGAAAUAAAAUCUAGGACUUAAAGUGAACCAAGAGGGAAGGAUUUAAACAGAAUAAAUGUGUAACGACAGGUUGGAAAGUAUACAAAUAAGAGUUAGAACGGAAUAGGAGAGGGGAAAGGUUGCAAGAGGAAGCUAGACCAAGAGUUGACAAGAUUGAAAAAUAAAAGAGAACCUAUUAGUGAAUAAAAAUAUAGAGAUAAAGUAAAAUCAAGAGAGAAAGGAAGAAAUGAAUUUUUAUUUAAAGAAUGAAGUAGAAAACCCUGUAAUGUUAAGGUAUUUAGAAAUGGAAAGUAUCAUUAAGAGAUAUGGGAAGAAAAAUUCAGAAUUGAUAGAUAGUCAGAUAGAUAGAGACCCCAAUACCUAUGCCCUGAGAUUUGAGCGGGCUCUUGCAGCCGCAGCCACCUGUUUAGCCUGAAUAGAAGGCAGUGUCUUUCAGACCGUUGGAGAGGGAGGACAUACAUUACCCGCUUCGAUACAUUUCAAACAGUGUUCUAAUCAUGCUUGAGGACAGACUACGACCUCGAUACUCUGGAAGAGGUCAGGGGAAAUCUGAGUCUGGAACCCACUUAUAUCGACUUGAUUACAGCCAGAGGUCGGAACUGAGGUCGCCCCAACAAAAGUCUCCGCAACAGAGAAAAGCUCGCGCCAUCGUCGCAAAAUAUAAGAAAACAGUUCGCUACGCUCAACUCUAUCGACUCAAAUCUCUGGUUCCAGCAGUGAAGGACAAAGAAGAAGCUUCAGAGAUCGAUGUUCUGCAAGAAACCGUGCGGUACAUAGAAGAUCUAGAGCGCAGAUUGCUAGCACAGGUUCAAAGCACAGGAUUACCGCGUCAACUUAUUAAAUUUGAACACAAAGACGACGGUCAUGACCGGACUGAACCCCUUCCUAGAAGAUCUCCGGUUCAGAUGGAAGAUUUGCGAAACCUGCUCCACUCCUCUCUCCAACCCGUCCUAGAGGAGAAGUUAAAAAAGCAAAGACUAGAAGAUGAAAACAAUAUUGCACAGUUAUUAAGUGAUGCUGGAUCAACGAACAUGGAUUCAUAAAUUAAAGACACUAUGAACCCAGUGUUUACGAUCUCAACCUUAGCCUAGAAGCUAGGAUCCGAGUCCCAGGAUAUAGGUUUUAUAAAACCUGAACCAAUGUGAUAAUUCUUCUCUUCUUUCUCUCUGUUUAGCUAGUUCAACAUAAAGUAUAAUAUAUUAUAUAUAUAGCUUA